AUGGUCUGGGUUUUCCUAGAUCUGCUGGUCUUAUUUCGUCCGUCGCUUCAGGUCGUCGCCAUGGGAGCGGACCCCAGCCCGCGCUACGCGCCCCCGGAUCCCACGCUGCCCGCCCCUUGGCGGGGGCUGGUCGAUGGCUCUACAGGCUAUCUCUACUAUUGGAACCCCGACACUAACCAGACGCAGUACGAGCGCCCGGGCGGGCCUGCUCCCGCCGGCGGAGCCGCAGGGGGAGCGGCGGCGGUGAACGGCGCGAGUGCGAAGAGCGCGCAGCAGAAUGGGGUCCACGGGGGGAUAGGCGAUGGGGGAGCGCAGAAGACCGCGGCAGCGGCAGCAGCAGCGGCGGCGGCGGCGGCAGCGGUUGGCGGUGGUGGCGUUCAGCACGCCAACGGCGCGGCAGCGUCCUCCGAUGACGUGGCGGCGUACAAGCGAAAGCACGAGAUUACCGUCGUGGGAUCAAACAUAGCGCCGUUCCUAACCUUCGAGGCUGCAAAUUUCCCCUCUGACAUCUACCGCGAGCUCAAGGCGGCGGGUUUCCCCACACCCACGCCGAUCCAAGCGCAGUCGUGGCCCAUAGCGCUCUCAGGCUCGGACGUGGUUGCCGUGGCUAAGACAGGCUCGGGGAAGACGAUCGGGUACCUGCUGCCAGGGUUCGUGCACCUGCAGCAGCGGCGCAACAACAGCCGCCAGGGCCCGACGGUGCUGGUGCUGGCGCCCACGCGCGAGCUGGCGACGCAGAUCCACGCGGAGGCGGUUAAGUUCGGGCGAUCGUCGCGCAUCACCAGCACGUGCGUGUACGGCGGCGCGCCCAAGAACCCCCAGCUGAGGGAGCUGCAGUACGGGGCGGACAUUGUGAUUGCAACGCCAGGCCGCCUUAACGACUUCCUGGAGGCCAACCAGAUCAGCCUGCGCCAGGUGUCCUACCUGGUGUUGGACGAGGCGGAUCGCAUGCUGGACAUGGGAUUCGAGCCGCAGAUCCGCAAGAUAGUGGCGCGCGUGCCCGGGCGGCACCAGACACUCAUGUACACGGCCACGUGGCCGCGCGAGGUGCGGCGCAUUGCAGAGGACCUGCUCUCCUCGCCCGUGCACGUCACCAUCGGCAGCACCGACCAGCUCGUCGCUAACAAGUCCAUCACGCAGAUCAUCGAGCUGCCAGCGCCAUACGAGAAGCAGCGCCGGCUGGAGCAGAUCCUGCGCUCGCUCCCGCGCGGCGCCAAGGCCAUAGUCUUCUGCUCCACCAAGCGCAUGUGCGACCAGCUGGCUCGCUCCCUCGACCGCUCCUUCGGCGCCGCCGCAAUCCAUGGGGACAAGUCCCAGCCCGAGCGCGACCACACUCUGGCCCAGUUCCGCUCCGGUGCCAUGCCCACGCUGGUUGCUACGGACGUUGCCGCGCGCGGGCUCGACGUGAAGGACAUCCGGUGUGUGAUCAACUAUGAUUUUCCCACGGGAGUGGAGGAUUAUGUUCACCGGAUUGGGCGGACGGGGCGCGCCGGAGCGACGGGGACUGCGUACACGUUUUUCGGGCCGCAGGACGGGAAGUAUGCGAGGGAGUUGAUCAAGGUGCUGGAGGGAGCCGGGCAGGUGGUCCCUCCUGAGUUGCACCAGAUGGCUGCUAGUGCUGGGCCGGGGCGAGGGAUGUCCAGAUGGGGCGCCGCAGCGGCACCCUCGGUGCGUCGCUCUUCGCUGUCCCAUGCCCUCGGGACCGCCGCUCCGCCUUCCGCGGAGUUCGCGCCUGCUGCUACCGCCAGCGCCGCUACCGCGCCUUCCAAAUUGUCGCGCAAGUCUGGGCGGUGGGAUUUCUUUCGCUGGGCGGACGAGGAGGAGGACGAGUUAAAUGAAGCGGAGGAAGUUGACGGGGAGGGGGAAGAGGCGGAGGAGGAAGCGGAGGAGUCUGAAGAUUUCUUAUGCGCGAGUCCCGCCGCCAUUCGCGGCAGCGAGCUGCGAUGGGGUCGCGAGAGCGAGCGCAUGAGCGCCAGCUUCAGCGGCGUCGAUCGCGGCGGCAGCAGGAUGGCUGUGACUGCGACUCGAAGCGAUAGCAGCGCUGCCGUUGGCGGAGCCAUUUGCGGCGUCGAUCGCGGCGGUGCGCACAGCGGUGCCGGCGAGAUCGACCAACGCGAUCAACGCGACCGUUGCGACUCGUCCCCGAAUCCGCAGUUCGGUGAAGGCCAUUCCCUGACUGAUUCCUCCUCCGCGCUCCAUGCUUCCGCCGUUUCGCCGCGCGUCCCUGCCGUGUCGCUGGCUCUAGCGGAGCCGUAUACGCUUUUGGAGUUCCCCGCGAGGGGGACGAGCGGAAGCAGCGCGGCUGCGCCUCCCCCCGUCUCUCCCCCAGUCUCCCCGCCCGUCCUGGCGCUCCUCUCCGCCGCGCGCGCGGGGCUGGCGGCGGGCGCGCAGCCGGUCUCCGCGCACGGGGGCCUGGGCGGAGCGUACAUCUUCCGCGACGAGUCUUGCGCCAACCUCGCGAUUGUGAAACCCGCGGACGAGGAACCGCUUGCGCCCAACAACCCCAACGGGUACGUGGGGCGCGCGCUGGGGCAGCCGGGGCUGAAGCGGAGCAUCCGCGUGGGGGAGGCGGCGGGGCGGGAGGUGGCGGCGUAUGUUCUGGACCAUGGCGGGUUCGCGGGCGUGCCGUGCACCGCGCUCGUGUGGGCCGCGCACCCCGUGUUCCACCGGUUCGAGGAGCACGAUUUCGACGCGAGCGAGCACGGCACGUCGCGCUUCCCCGUUUCCGCCGUGCACCGCAUGGGCAUUCUCGACGUGCGCCUGCUCAACACGGACCGCCACUCGGGGAACAUCCUCGUCAAGCGCCUCGGCGGCUCCGCGGGCGAGGAGGAGCGGCGCGGGGGGACGGGAAGGAGGGGUGGUUCCGCGCACGCGCGGUCGCUCCUGCGCGCGGAGGACGACGUGCGGCUGAUCCCCAUCGACCACGGGUUCUGCUUGCCUGAGACGCUGGAGUCCGCUUACUUUGAGUGGCUGCACUGGCCGCAGGCCUCUCUGCCGUUUUCCGCGGACGAGCUCGAGUACAUAGCCGCGCUGGACGCCGCGCGGGACGCGCAGCUGCUGCGCGCGCACCUCCCCGCCAUCCGCGCGGGCUGCCUGCGCGUGCUCGCGGUCACCACGACGCUGCUGCAGCGCGCGGCGGCGGCGGGGAUGACUCUGGCGGGGAUAGGCGCGCUGAUGACGCGCGAGGUGCAGGGGCGGGAGGAGCGCCCGAGCGAUUUAGAAGUGGCGUGCUGGGAGGCGCUGCAGGGAGGAGGAGGGGAGUGA
Molecule: messenger RNA, 3264 nt
Organism: Closterium sp. Yama58-4
Lineage: Eukaryota; Viridiplantae; Streptophyta; Zygnematophyceae; Desmidiales; Closteriaceae
Source: the annotation of a GenBank genome assembly